Molecule: messenger RNA, 774 nt
Organism: Neltuma alba
Lineage: Eukaryota; Viridiplantae; Streptophyta; Magnoliopsida; Fabales; Fabaceae
Product: cytosolic sulfotransferase 15-like
Exons: 3
Coding region: 1-774 (257 amino acids)
Molecular function (GO): sulfotransferase activity
Source: RefSeq, a predicted model, not a curated record
AUGAGAGAGGGAAAGAGGAAAGUAUUUUCCCCUUCACAAAAUAACCAUCCCCUGCUCUCUUCAAAUGCACAUGAGCUUGUUCCUUUCUUUGAGUACAAUCAUUAUGUAAACAACCAAAUUCCAGAUCUCUCCAGCUUGCCUGAACCUAGACUCUUUAGUACACAUGUUCCAUUUCAUUCAUUGCCUGAUUCAAUUACUAAAUCCAAGUGCAAGAUCAUCUAUAUAUGUCGUGAUCCAUUUGACAAUUUCAUAUCGUUUUGGUUGUUUGUCAACAAGCUCGUACCACCAUCUUUACCCAAAUUAUCUUGCGAGGAAGCGCUUGAGAGGUACUCAAAUGGGACUAACGAGUGUGGUCCAUUUUGGACACAUAUUUUGGGUUACUGGAAAGCCAACCAAGAGACACCAAACAAGGUUUUGUUUUUAAGGUAUGAGGAUUUGAAAGGAGAUAUUCGUUUCCACUUGAAAAGAGUGGCUGAGUUCAUAGAUUGCCCAUUCAAUUCUGAGGAGGAAAACAAUGGUGUGGUUGAAAACAUAAUUGAGCUGUGCAGCUUUGAGAAGAUGAAGGAAUUGGAGGUGAACAAGACUGGAAAAUUUGUGCAGAAGUUUAAAAACAAGGAUUUCUUUAGGAAAGGUGCGGUUGGUGAUUGGGUUAAUUAUUUUUCGCCUUGGAUGAUAGAGAAAUUAUCCAAAGUAAUGGAAGAGAAGUUUUCUGGUUCUGGGCUGUCCUUUCAAUAUAAGAUCUCUGAUAAGGAUGAAAUCUCUGCCAUAACAUAA